This is a messenger RNA of Pseudo-nitzschia multistriata, 3039 nucleotides long. NCBI's taxonomy places the organism in Eukaryota, Bacillariophyta, Bacillariophyceae, Bacillariales, Bacillariaceae. The record is from the annotation of a GenBank genome assembly.
GCGAAGACAGAAGGCAAGACCGAUACAUUCGCGUUCGACGAAUCUCUCCACAUCCUGCCGAGUCCUCCAAAUCCAACGAAUCCAACGAUUCGGGGCAAGGAACAAAAGCGCCAAACAACACAGGAUCCUUACGGCACGAUUGGUGCACAAAAUCAAGCCACAAAUUACAMGGCCGAAUACAAUACGAAAUACGAACAAAGCCUUAAGGACAACAAACGCACACACAAACAGCACCCAAAAUGACGACGACGAGAACGACGAGAACAACGACAGCGACGACAGAAAGGGCGGCAGCGACGAUACGAAGGCCCGGGGGGAAGACACCGUCCUCCCUGGCGUUCCUCGCCGCGGGCCUCUGGAUUUUCUCGGCCGCAACGUUGGUGCUCGCGGGAGCAGCCACAACGACAGAGAACCCGAGCGAAAAGGCCGUGCCUACCUUUACCUUUGAAGACCUCAGGCAGAUUUCCAAACACGGUGCGAGCGCGGGGGCAGGCGGCAGCGAUGGCGACAGCGACAGCAGAAACCACCACACCCGAAUCGAGGAGUUCCGGCGGACCCUCUCGACGACCGGCCUGCUGGCCGUUCGCCUGGACGGGGAGACCGGUGCCGGUGUUGCAGUUGCAGAAAGCUACUCUUCGGACCGGAGGGCGGCCCUCGACGGCCUCUGCUCCUGCGUCGACCACCCCGGCUUUCUGGGGCUCGACCAGACCCACUCCAUGGUCCUGGAUUCCUCGUCCACCGUCCGGACCAGCGUCGCCACGGCCACGGCCGGAAAGGACCACCCCCUGCCGCUCCCGGCCGGCCUGGAAGACGCCUGCGGGCAAGACGUCCUCGGUGCCAUGGAGGGCCUCCGGGACGCCCUCUCCUCCGUCUCGGGGGCCUUUGCGGAAGCCCUGGACGGGGCCCUCGGAACMGGCUUUGGCCGCCACGGCCACGGCCAWCGACCGCUCCUCCGGACCGAGGACGGGAAGUCCUACCGGUCGGUCUCGGAGAUUGUCCGCUCGGCCAACCACCUGGAGCAUUUCCACGUGUACACGCGCGAGCCCACCGGAGGGGGCAACGACGACAGCAACGACAGCGACAACCAGUUUAGCAGCAGCAGCUACAGCAGCUACAACAACCACGACGACGACGACGACGACGACGGAAGCCUCGCCUGGGACUGGCACACCGACGCGGGGCUCUUUCUGGUCUUUGUACCGGCCUGGGACUGCUCGGGCACCGGCGGCGGCGACGACGGCGACGACCGGUCCUUCUACUACAGAGAGGGGGGAGCCCCGGUCCGGGCCCGCUUCGACGGGGGCCGGACCGCCGUGGUCAUGCUCGGCCAGGGGGCCCAGGACUGGCUGGACCUUCCGGUGCCUCUUGGCCAGAACCGUGGGCCCGUCCUGAAAGCCACGAGCCACUCGGUCCGGUGGCAGCAGCAGCAGAAGCAACAACAACACCAACACCAACAACAGGAGCAGCAACGAAGGGCCUGGUACGGAAUGAUGAACCUGGUCCCCGAAAAUUCCCUGGUCUACGGGGGGAAAACCCUCGCGGAAACCAAGCGCUCCCUGAGCCUGUCCCACCAGAGCAAGCAGGGCUUCGAGCCGCCGCCSUUUCCGCGGUCCGGGAUCUCCCUGGGGUGCGGGGACCACCUUCCUUCCGGCAAGAGCGGUGCCCGGGGGGAUCGAGACGACAACAACAACGACAACGACGAAUCGCCGUCGUCCCUCCUUCUGGCCCCCUCCCGGCGGAGGCUCUCGAUGCAGGACGCCUCCAUGUGCAACAACGCCACCAACUUUUUUUGCUGGAUGACCUGCAUGGAGAUUCCCAAGGUCGACCAGGCCGGCCUCUACGCCGAGGCCGGCUAUUCCCUCUACUGCGUCGACGAGGCCACCCUGGCCUCGAGCGGGGACAACGUCACCAAGGCCCACGAGGCCUGCCUCGGCGUCCACAACGCGGCCUGCAAGGGGGCCUGGGAGAAGACGGUCCCCGGACUCCCGGGRGCGCCCGUCGAAACCUCGGGAGGCGGGGCYSUGACGGAGGAGCCCUUUUGCUACGGCGGGACCACCAUGUACAUGGARGGCUUCCACUGGAUCCAGACCACCACCUGCGUCGUCUGGCUCUUCCCCAGCUGGAUCCUGGACACCGCCGGAAAGUACGCGGCGGCGGUGAUCGGGACCGUCYUCCUGGCCGUCGGCCUGGAAAAGUUCAUCCAGCAGCGCCGCAAGACCAUGGCGUACAUGGAGGCCGGGCCGCGGCGCCUGGUGGUCUCGGCCGUCUUUUACGGAAUCCAGCUGACGAUCGGCUACCUCCUCAUGCUGGUCAUUAUGAUCUAUUCCGUYKCCCUCUUUGCGUCGGUCAUCCUGGGCCUGGUCCUCGGGCACGUCAUGUUCAACGCCAAGGACGCGAUCUGGCCCAUCCACGAGCUCCCCGGCUUUGACGACCUCGGGUCCGACUCGGGCAUCGACGACGAGAGCGAGUCCGGGGUCAACCUCUCCGAGAUGGACUCCCCGCUCGGCUCCCCCAAGGCCGCAAAGGCUGCCGGGAGCGCCAGCGGCAGCGCCACCACGGCCUGCGGGAACUCCCGGAGCUGCACCAGCGGCAGAAGCAGCAGCGGCGGCGGGAGCUUUUGCAACGCCAGCACCAGCAUCAGCACCCGGUUCUCCGGGGCGUCCGGCGGGGAGGAGCGGGCCAUGCGGGAGGGAUCCACGCACUGCCAGGACUUUGACUGCGACACCAUCCACCAGGAGCAAGAGCAGCAGCAGCAGCAACAACAACACCACCAACACCAACACCAACACCACCAGCGGCACCAUGCCCCCAACUACGAGUACGAGUACUACGGCUCGAUGGGCGAGACGCGGGUCGGGAGCCUUGCGGCGGGCAAGGCCUCUCCUCCUCCACCGGCGGCGCCCGGCAGCAAGAAGAAGAAGAAACCCCUCCACCACGGCGUCCCGGAGGGGAGCACCCCUUGUUGCCAGCACGGUUUAUAACACGGUGCGAGCAACCCCGUGCCGUGCCGUGCCGCAAAAGUAAAGUAGUUCGAGCUAA